Molecule: messenger RNA, 1812 nt
Organism: Salvia hispanica
Lineage: Eukaryota; Viridiplantae; Streptophyta; Magnoliopsida; Lamiales; Lamiaceae
Product: ammonium transporter 2 member 5-like
Biological process (GO): ammonium transmembrane transport
Cellular component (GO): plasma membrane
Molecular function (GO): ammonium channel activity
Source: RefSeq, a predicted model, not a curated record
AGAAUACUUUUUUAGUUGGUUGUUUUGAUCUUGAAACAGAGUUGUUUACUAGUUUUUCUUUUCCACCCCUUGAUGCGAAAUUCCCCGCACCGAUGACGAACUGGACCGCGAUCCUCCCGUCGAAUCUCCUCCCCGACGACGCCAACCCAGAGUGGCUGAGCAAAGGGGACAACGCGUGGCAGCUCACCGCGGCCACCCUCGUUGGCCUGCAGAGCGUCCCGGGCCUGAUCAUCCUCUACGGGGGCGCUGUGAAGAAGAAGUGGGCCGUGAACUCGGCCUUCAUGGCGCUCUACGCCUUCGCCUGCGUGCUCGUGUGCUGGGUCUGCUGGGGCUACCGCCUCUCCUUCGGCGACCAGCUCGUCCCGAUUUGGGGGAAGAUCAAUGUGGCCUUCACUCAGCAAUAUCUGUUUGAGAGGGCCUUCAUGGGGUACUUGCCCAAUGCUACAAUGGUGUAUUUCCAGUUCGUCUUCGCGGCCAUUACCUUGAUCUUGAUCGCUGGCGCGGUGCUCGGGAGGAUGAACUUCUACGCGUGGAUGCUGUUCGUCCCGUUGUGGCUCACCUUCUCCUACACCAUUGGUGCAUACACCAUUUGGUCUCUUAAUGGCUGGCUCUCCUCGGCCGGGAUGAUUGACUACUCCGGUGGCUACGUCAUCCACUUGUCCUCGGGUGUUGCUGGCUUCACUGCUGCGUUUUGGGUCGGCCCUCGCUUGACGAAGGAUAGGGAGAGGUUUCCGCCUAACAAUAUUCUGCUGAUGCUGGCCGGGGCCGGAUUGCUGUGGAUGGGGUGGACGGGAUUCAAUGGAGGUGACCCUUACGCUGCCAGCAUUGACGCGUCUCUGGCUAUUAUCAACACUCAUGUGUGCACGGCUACGAGCUUGUUGACUUGGCUUUUGCUUGAUAUCAUCUUUUUCGGGAAGCCUUCAGUGAUUGGGGCGGUUCAGGGCAUGAUCACCGGCCUUGUCUGCAUCACCCCUGCAGCAGGAGUUGUACAGGGUUGGGCUGCCAUCAUAAUGGGGCUAUGCUCCGGCUCGAUCCCUUGGUUCACGAUGAUGGUUGUGCACAAGAAGUCCGAGCUCCUCCAGAAGGUCGAUGACACCAUGGCCGUAUUCCACACGCAUGCAGUGGCCGGGAGCCUCGGAGGGGUCCUCACCGGCCUCUUUGCCAACCCGAGGCUCUGCUAUCUGUUCUAUGGGAAGUACAACCGAUACGUUGGCCUGUUCUACGGCAUUCAGAUGGGGGCGUACCGCCACGGAUUCAGGCAGAUAGGGCUUCAGCUCGUGGGCGUAGCCUUUGUGGUUGGUGUCAACAUUGUGACAACGAGCUUGAUAUGCAUUGUGGUGAAGCUCAUCGUGCCUCUGAGGAUGACGGAGGAGGAUAUGGAGAUCGGGGACCAGGCAGCGCACGGGGAGGACGCUUAUGCCAUAUGGGGGCAGGGCGAGAGGAACGAGAACUCCCGGUUCUCGACUCACAACGAUAUGGAGAUGGGAUCGUCCAAGGCUAAGGGCCAUGUUGAGAGGACAUGAUUUCUUGAAGUUUGGAAGAGAAUCAUGUUGGAAAUGAGACAUUAUAAAUAAGAUUUAGGAUGUAAUCCAGAAAUGUGAUCUGGCUUUGCUAAUUUGUCCAUUUGUGAUCAAGAUUCAAGAGCUAGUUGAAUUGGCGCCUAGUUAGCUUUGUAUUUCUAGGGAUGAACUUUCGAGUUUCGGAUCGAUUUUUGCCUAAAUCGAUACUGAUCUGAUCCGAAAAUCCGAACUGAUCUCAUCCAAAAAUCCAAAAUUUGUAUGUCCUUCAAUAUUUUGAUUUUAUUCGGUUCAA